This is a messenger RNA of Desarmillaria tabescens, 1341 nucleotides long. RefSeq lists its product as uncharacterized. NCBI's taxonomy places the organism in Eukaryota, Fungi, Basidiomycota, Agaricomycetes, Agaricales, Physalacriaceae. The transcript is spliced from 4 exons. Bases 1 to 1341 code for a protein of 446 amino acids. The record is from RefSeq and is a predicted model, not a curated record.
AUGCCACCAGCCAAAAGCCAUCGGGUGCAUUCUACGAGCAAUCUUCGCUCACAUUCACGCUCUUCCUCGUCAACCAAGCUAGCAGGAAAUCUGCAAGUCACCCAGAAGGAUUUUGUACAGCCCAAAGGGCUUGAAAAAACGAAGAAAAUCAGUCAUGAGCAUGCUAGAACGACCUUGCCACUUCCACGUACGAGCAGCGCAGUUCGAGUUGAAGCCAGAGAACGGGAGCACCAAACAGUGCCUCCAUCGAAACGUCAGCCUCCCCCAGCAACGACAACGACGAGCAAAGCCAACGGGUCCAAGUUGAAAGGGGGCUUCACAAUUAGUGCUGAUUCUGAGGACGACGACGACGCAUGGGUGUCCAGUGAAGCUGAUACGUCCACUGAAUCAGUGAACCUGACCCGUGAAUCGGAUCCAGAUAGCGAUACAGAGAACGCUUCUACACCCAAUCAAGCACUCAGACACGUCAUUGCACCAGCUAUAGCAGCUCAGGACCAGGAUCCAGCUGAGCUCGCUGCUCUUCUGUCCAAGCCUAGUUCACCCAAUGUCACAGAAAGCAGGCUAUAUACAAGACCCGGAAAGAGUCCUUCAAAGUCAACCGUUAGGGCAGUCUCAGAACAAGUUCAGGGCCAAAUCGAUAACUCCUCUGACAAUCGUCGACAUAGUUCCGCCAUUGUCCCAAGUGAAUCUGCCAGCGGUGCGACGUCUCCCCGUUCCAAGCACCAUUCCCGGCCCUCCUCUGUUUAUUCUGUUUCUAGCAAACAUCUCCGGCCUCAUCCUUUGAUACGAGGUCAAUCCCAUGGCCCAUCGGGUAUACAGCCCAAGCGAGCACCGUUGGCGCCUUUGACCGUCACAUCCGAUCCUACUUCCCAGCUCUCUACCUCUGUCCCUAAUGACAGUAGCCUGAGCAACCUCACCGAUAGGCAUGUGCCAACGUCUCCAGUGGCUUCAUUGACCGCUCCUCCCUCUCCUAACGCACCUCUCGCGACCCAAUCGCCAUUCCGUAGGUCCUCAGUAUCCUCAGCUCGAAGUGUAUCCACUCUACCCGUCACGACAUCUGUUAAAGAGGCACGAAUAAAACCUGACAGGCAUCGGACACUGUCUACCAUCUCAUCGUCAUCCUCCAUAGCUGCCCUUUCCUCUUUGGUUCAUCUUCCUGUUACCACAUCUCAUCGGAUAUCACUCUUCCCUCCCAUUGAUGAAGAUGUUGGGAAGAUUCAUUCUCUUCUUCCUCCGCCUUAUGCGGAGAACCAUCUUCAAUUUUUGGCCCACCGAUCCCCAUUAAGGGCGUCUUACGAUCGGGUGAUGCGAGCCAAGGCAGCAGCAACAGCAGGACGCUAG